Messenger RNA from Ostrinia nubilalis (European corn borer), 5080 nucleotides. RefSeq names its product galactosylgalactosylxylosylprotein 3-beta-glucuronosyltransferase I-like (gene GlcAT-I). NCBI's taxonomy places the organism in Eukaryota, Metazoa, Arthropoda, Insecta, Lepidoptera, Crambidae. The transcript is spliced from 5 exons. Gene Ontology annotation, molecular function: galactosylgalactosylxylosylprotein 3-beta-glucuronosyltransferase activity. Bases 163 to 1023 code for a protein of 286 amino acids. Gene Ontology annotation, cellular component: Golgi membrane. The record is from RefSeq and is a predicted model, not a curated record. Gene Ontology annotation, biological process: carbohydrate metabolic process; chondroitin sulfate proteoglycan biosynthetic process.
UGUCAUUUGGCGUAAAUCGAAAGCCGCAAUUGCGGUUAAAACUCGUAAUUUGUCCUGGAAAUAAAGAACAAUAAUGUAUUCAUUACACCGGCAAAACUGAGCUCAAUCAGGCGUUGUGCAAUAACAGUGAAUUCACACCGUUAAUAGUUUUGUGACAAUAAAAUGCCUUUUGUUAAUAUCAAGAAGCAAUAUUUAGCGAUCGCGAUGUUGAUUUUCGUACUGUUAUUCUUCUUCAAUAGCAAGCCUACUUUCCAAUGCCAGUUUAAUCCAGAAGUGGCGACGUUUCUGCCUACGAUCUAUGGAAUUACGCCGACUUAUGCCAGGCUAGCCCAGAAAGCAGAUUUGACGAGGUUAUCACAAACUCUGAUGCUAGUGAAGAACUUUCACUGGAUUGUCAUCGAAGACUCCGAAACAAAGACAAAACUGGUUGAAAAUCUCCUUCGGGAGUCAACUCUCAAAUAUACACACCUCAAUGUUAAGACACACAAGGCUAAACACUCAACGGCAAGUGGCGUUGAGCAAAGGAAUGUGGCUCUAGAAUGGUUACGGGAACAUUUAGCUAAGAUCGAGGACAAAAGGGGUGUGGUCUACUUUAUGGACGAUGAUAACACAUAUUCGCUGAAGGUGUUCGAUGAGAUGCGCAAAGUCAAGAAAGUCGGCGUGUGGCCAGUAGGCAUAGUCGGUGGUAUGCGAGUGGAGAUGCCUCUGGUCAAAGACGGCAAGGUCACCGGUUACAACGCCGCGUGGAAGCCCUUCAGACCCUUCCCUAUCGAUAUGGCAGGGUUUGCUAUUAACGCAACCCUGUUUUUGGAUGUACCAACGGCCAAAUUUUCGAGGAAAGUGCAGUCCGGAUUUCAGGAGAGCGAAAUACUAAAGUAUUUCACGACCAACAGCGAACUGGAACCAUUAGCUGACAACUGCACCAAGGUAUACGUCUGGCACACUCGAACUCAGAAGCCGUCCAUACUCAACCCGAAGAAGCUCAAGACUCCUAUCACUCCGGACGACGAUAUCGAGGUUUGAAUUGGUAAUAAAUAAUGCCAUAAACUGUUUAUCGAAAUUGCAACCUCUUUUGAGGAAUUUGAAAAUUUUGACAAUCGAAUACUUGACAUUUGACAUGUCAUUUUGAUGUCAAAACGUCAAAGGCUCUGAAGUAUUAACCAAAAUGCAUUUGGAGUACCUGUUUGUUUUUGUAUGUACGAAAUCAAAUUGAUGGUCAAAUGAGGCAGCAAACAAUGUCGAAAAUGUUUUGAUCGACAACUUAAAUAAAAGAUGACAGCUAACGUUUCGUCUUUAUUAAAACUAUAGACAGUUUUGCAAUUUGCAAUGUCUGCAGCAUUCUAAGUUUAGCAGCUACAAGGCAAUUAUCAACUAUUCUAAUUCGUAAUUUAAUGCAAUAUGCCCCACGCGGAGAGUUACUUUUAAAAAUAGCUUUUUUUAUGUUUAUUUAUAUACGAUUUUUCAAAUCGAUGAUUAGGGCUCGAUAUCUAGUGUAGUUCACAAUGAAUUAAACAAAAUCAGAAUAUUUACUCAAACUGGGAAAUAUUAAGCUCUCUGUCAAUGUCAGAUAUAAAUAUGGGGUCUGAUUCGAUAAUCGUGUUGCCCAUAAAUAAUUAUGUAGUAUCGAUUUAAUUUUCAAAAUAUCGAUUGUACUCGAUAUUUUACAUUUAUAAACCAAGGGCUUCCUUCAAUUAUUUUCAAUCUUGCCCUGCAUAUUCAAUACUCGACUGUAAAUGACAUAUUCGUAUAUUUAAAUGAUAUCGCUACGGUAUCGUGAUUUAAUCGUACCUUAUAAUGUAUUUAGGUAUGUUUAGUAUUGAUUACAAGGCUUAGGUAACUCAGGGAUAGUGUAGCUACAUAAUCACGUUUACAAUAACUUAUACAUAAGUUACAAUAGGCAGCAAAUAAAUGUAGUGUCGCUUACGAUUUUAUAGGAUUUUCGAAUCGGUAGGCUAACUUUUUAUAAACCCGACGGACUAGUAAUGUUUUAUAAAAAUAAUGUAGCGUAAACAAAAUGUUACAUAUGUAAUAAUUGUUAUUAUAAUUUCUAUUUUGGCUCAUGUUUUCUCUGCUCAGACCUUAUUUUAUAAUAAUUCGUAUACUGUGUUUGCAAAAAAAAAAAACUUAAUGCUAUUUGUUUACGGUUCAUUCACGUUGUUAUUCGAACAUACGUUGUUGUUGUCUAGAAAACUUUAAAAUUAACUAUUCCAUUAAACGUAUAUGAAAUUAGUUCCCUUCAAAUAUAAAUAUAUUCCAAUGAACUCAGUAUUAGCGGUUUGUCUACUCUAUUAUUAUUUUAAGUAAUCUACUCAAGUAAUAGUGUUAUGCUAGAUUUUAUUACAUAAAUGUUUUAUCGAUAUAAUUUAAAUUAUAUCUAGUUUAAUGCUAGUCUUCUAUGUUCUUGUUCCUUGACAAUUUUUUUUCGUAAAGAACAAAAUGUUUCACCUAUCAUAAUAAGUAAUUUUAGUCACAAAUAUUAUUUAUUUAGUGAAAAUAUAAUAUAUUUACUUAGUUGAUAGAAUUAUUUUAUUAUGCUAAAUAUUGUAUACUUUUUGUACAUUUUAGUGUUUUAAUUAUUUUGUAUUCGUGUUUACCAAGAAGAUAUUUUCUGUUAAGUCUUAAUUAUUUCUACAGAAUUAUUUUUCGCUAUGUGCCACUUAAGUGAUUUGUUUCAUAUAUCUAAAAUUCGCAUCAUGUUCAUUAUUGCUUUUUAUACAUCUUUCUGAGUAUUAACAAAGUAAUAUUUAUUUGUCUGUUUUGAUCUGUAAAACCUUAAAAUGGACAAGUAAAUCAAAGGUUACAUUGAUUUGAUCUAUUGAUUAGAGAAAUGUGGAAUUAAACAGAUUCUGUUAUUGUAUUAUAGCGUACAGUUACCAGCAGUUUUACCUUUUGCAAAAUGUGAAAUUUGAAUCUUACCACUAAGUCAUAAUGUUGAGAAUUCGUUGCGGAAACUGUGAAGUGAUUCAGUAAUUUGUCAUAUUUCGGUAGAUUAAUACGCUGGUCUCUGUAUCUUUUUAUUUCUUUGCAUUUAUAGAAACUGCCAUGUCAGUAAACUUUAAACCGCGCGCAGUAUCGGACGAAUUAGAAUUCUAUCGAUUACAUAUUUGAAGGAUAUCGAUUUGGAAUCGAGUAUCACGAGUCAUUUUCACGUUCAUUUCCACACGAGAAACUGUCCAGUGUAGAUAAUACAGUUUUAAAAAAUCCUUUCCGAUUCGGAAGUCGGCGUCUAGUUCUCAAAUAUUUUUUAAAAUAUGAACAACAACAGAAGCUAUGAAAUACACUACGAGCAGCUAAAAAAAUUUAAUUUUGGUCGCAUACAUAAUUUUAUAUUUGAGUAAUAGAAUCUACUUUCGAAUCCGACAGGAUUUUUGCACAUACUGUAUUUCUCUGUGGUUUUGUUUAAAAAUAACGCUUAAAAAUAUUUCAAUGAUUUUUAUUGUUAUCUUGUUCAAUAAACUUUCAUCGACUUCUGUGUCAUAAAUGAAAUUGGCCUAAAUUAUAAAAUUACAACGAAUUUCUUUUAAAAAAAUAUUUGAAUCUUUAGCAGCUUAGCUAAUUAUUGGUUAUUAUUCACACGCUCAUUAUUACUUAUUAAGUUUUAAUUUUAAUCUUCGUUUGUUUCAAAGGAGCUGGCAUGAAUUGUUUAAAGGAUUUGAAUGAACGAACAAAAUGGUAUGCGAGUGAUAUGCAAGCAUUACGUAUCAUGAGUGUUACAAGUUAUAGUAUACGCGUGAUGUCUUGAGGCGGCAAUUUAUAGCUGAUGCUAAACAUUGCCGCAAGUAAGACAGAGACAGGAGACAAUACCUAAGGCAAGUAUACGGUCGCGGUCUCCCGUCUCUGUCGCCCUUUAGGCGGAAGAAAAAAUAAAAUAUAACAUAAUUUGACUGUCUGUGUCUCUGUAAUGAGUUGGUGCUAGCUUCUUUCAUACAAACUGUUCAUAAAUGCAUAAUCAUUAAGUAAUGUAAGUGCUCAAAUCAAUCGGUCUAACUCUAAACAAUUAAACAUGUCUCCUUGUAGUUUGUACUUAAAUAUUUUUUAACUUCAUAUAUUAAAUAUCAGCUGUACAUUUCAUUUACAAUGACUAUUAUGUAUUGACAACCUCAAGCAAUAAGUGGUUAACAAUAAAUAUUUAGUAAUUAGUUUAUAAGUUUAUUUGUAUAAAAAUAGGUGCAUUAUUUUUUGGAACAAAUUGUAACUAAGUACCUACAGUCAGUAUGUAGGCGACAGAAAAGGUAGGUAUUUCGGAUAACGGCACAUUAAGCUAAACAAUGUAGCAUCUUAUUUCGUGCUAAUAAAUGUGAUUUUGCAACAAGAGUAAAUUAUGCUCGUGUCUCACACCCUGUAGGCUUAUUUGUAGAUCUAUAAAAUAGGCACGUGUAUUUAACUUUUCUGUCGUCUCAAUCAUUCAUUCAUUGACAAAAAACAAAAGCUAAGAUGUGUUUUGACACCAGAUGGCAGCUGCAGGCGAUCUUGGCUUUUCAACGUGGCAGCACUUUCGCUGUGGUCCAUGCCUGUUCUUGAAGUUUUAAUUGGUAUAGGCCGCGCAACGUGAGUUGAGGCUAUGAACACAAGUAGGUAUCUUUAUACGCUGUCUGCGACGUCUUGCAUAGUCUGAAUGACAAGUGCUUUCUGUCUCGCUUGCAGACAUUUAACAAGAGCAAGGUAGCUAGUGUACUCUUUAUUUGAACUUGAAUGUGUAAUCGAGUGUAAUAUGUUGAGUUCUGUAAACUAUGUAUUGGAUACGUGUUCGCCUCCACUUUCAUUGAGCGACCUAUACGGAAAGUCUGCUAAUAUUUGUGCAAAUUCGUAUACGAAUUGAAAUUGUAAGAUCUGAUUCGAAAACAUAAUGCCUUUUUCGCUGUUGCCGCCUAGGCAGGAUGCGAUCGGCCGUCAGCCACCAACUUGUACUACGUUUAUUAUUUUAAAUUAUAUUAAGUACUGUAGCUAUUUUUUUAGGGAUAGGUACAGUUGGAUAGGCAACUCUUUAUGUGAUGGAUUUUUAGACUUCUAUUUGUGUAUUGUGUAAAUACUUGGGUAUGAUUUUACAAUACGAGAUACUGAGAAUAAAAGUUCUAAAGAA